UAGUUUUUUUUUUUUUUUUUUUCCUAAGUGGGAGGAUUCAGGAUGUCAGCCAAGAUGUGACAGAAGCGAUGGGACGCUGAGAGUGUAAAGUAAGGAGUACAGCACGACGGGAACAGUAAAGUUUAUCUAGAGGCAAGAAAAUUAAGAAAAUCACGUCAAAUGGCACAGACAGAGUAUUCUGACCUUGAGAAGGCCAUUAACACCUUGGUCACAAACUUCCACGCUGCUUCUUCUGAUAAUCGGCCUACGCUGAAGGUAGAUGAGUUCAAGAACCUUCUCUCCUCCCAGAUGCCAAACUUAGUCAAGUCGGAUCAUUUUGGAGAAGUGCUGAAGCAAAUGGGUGUGAAAGAUGGAGAAGGCAUCAGCUUCAAACACUUCUGGAGCCUGAUCCAGAACUUGGCCACAACCCAGCAUGGUCUGCUGAGCCACGAGAAGUUGUCCAAAUGCACCUGCCUGUUACUAUGAGCCACAGACUUCAGCUGCAUCUGCCACCAAGAUCUGGUCUCUCUGCAUCUCUGCAUUUAUCCAGAACCACUCAUCUCCAAACAAAACACUAACUUUCCUUUCUAAACAUUACAAUAAAUUGCUGCCAAAAUAAACAUCAAGAUGUUAUUACAUAAACUGUUAGUUUUUUUGAGUUCAGUUUGUUUUCACUUGCAACUAAAGUUACAGCUUCCCACACAAUUAUACAUUUAACAUGAAUUGAGUGGGUUUUUUUUUUUGUUUUUUGUUUUUUUGUGAUAACACUACAUGUAAACUUACUGCCAUAAUAGUCUAAAGUAUGUUCAUUUUUUACACGCAGACAUGUACUGAGUGGUUUUGGCAAACAAAAAUAACAUCAACAUCCAAAAACUUUUAUUUAUAUUUUCUAAUACUGUUUUGUAUGGCCAAAAUUCAAUAACACCCUGAAUUAUUGUUUAAUAAAAUUCACAUCAGACAA
Molecule: messenger RNA, 940 nt
Organism: Megalobrama amblycephala (Wuchang bream)
Lineage: Eukaryota; Metazoa; Chordata; Actinopteri; Cypriniformes; Xenocyprididae
Gene: s100v2
Product: S100 calcium binding protein V2
Exons: 3
Coding region: 160-465 (101 amino acids)
Source: RefSeq, a predicted model, not a curated record